AUGUCCGGCUCUUCCUAUCGCUUGCAGACACCACGCCCCCGCCGCCCUCCGUCGCCCCUCAACUUCGACGACAACUUCAAGCCCUCGUCCCUCAUUGGCAGUCUUCACGACUCGGAGACCCUCCUUUAUGAUCUGCCCCCAACCUCCAUGUCCCCACCACCCACCAGCCCCAGAUCGGCCGGGCGCAUCAUGUCCCCGUCCUCUCCUUCAUUUCCUGGACGCCCAAGAGCCACACGAAACGGCCGCCCGACCCCUCCUCCGAGUGCCCGCAAUAGAUCAACUACACCAUCAGGGGUCGCACCAAGCGACCUAGAGCAGUUUGCAGAACACUGUCGGGCCUGGUAUUAUUGUCAGGACGAUAAUGCAGGCCGCCUCAUGACCCAGACACUCGCAACACUUCCUCCAUCACAGCGUGCUCCCUUCUCUCGACUCCAGGCUUCCAUUCGAUCGGCAUACCACCGUUCUGUGAACAUCCGCCGGCAUGCUGAAUAUCAAGCCCAUCUCAGUGCUACCACCCCUGGCGCCUCUCUCAUGGCCCAUGCAAGAGCAGACCCUCGUGGAAAGGCCGCGCAGAAAGAACGCCACGAGCGGAUGGAUCGUUUCAUACGAAACUGGUGCACUGUGGGCAUGCCGGGGACCAAACCAUUUUUCGAGGCCCUGUGGGCCAUAAUGCGAUUGCAGGUCAUUCCAGAAACACUUGGGGGUGCAGGAAGAAAUAGAAUUGAAUGGGAGGUGGAUGAUGCCGUCUUCAAAGAAUCUGCUGGGAAGGACUUUAUGCUCGAGGCCAUCGACGUUCUCAAAGGGGUCCUUGCCUUCGAGGAAACACCUUCGUCAACGUCCCCACCAUUUUCUUUCGGCCACAGGAAGGGUGCAAGUUUACCCGUGGCACACUCCCGUGCGCAGUCGCAACCGCUGUCCUCCCAUCAAAAAACCUUUGAGCCCGAGUCUGCUACCCCAACCGUGCAGCCGAAACGCGCAAGAGCACCAAGUGAUCCAUUCCUGGACGCGCCCCAGCCGCGUUCGCUCGGAUUGUCUUCCAACUCACCCAACCCUGAAUCACUGUUCACAGGCACGGAGGCUGAAGAGCCGCCUCCAAACCCUCCGGGGCCUUUUCGAGACAUCCCAAUGCCAAUGCAGAUGACGCUGGACGACUAUGACGACGGCGAUGAGCAGUACCUCAGGGUGUGGACGUCGCCUGAUCUAACCGAUCCUGAACUGCUGGAGCUUCUCAAGCUGUUCCCCGCAUUCGUCUCCCGGCGCCCAUUACCCCGCUUCCCCGUCCCGCAUCCUCGACACAUGGACGUCGAGGAAGGCGAGGACGAGACCCUCGAGGGAAGAACGAUCAAUUUCGGGACGGGGACGAUGUGGGUCAGCUCCAAGCAACGCAGUGAUGCAUGGGAAGGAGGGUGGUGGUCACGGUUCAUGAUGUGGUGGCGGAGACUGUUUUGUUAG
Messenger RNA from Cyclocybe aegerita, 1452 nucleotides. The record is from the annotation of a GenBank genome assembly. Lineage: Eukaryota; Fungi; Basidiomycota; Agaricomycetes; Agaricales; Hemipholiotaceae.